CGGCCCCACGCCGCCGGAAGCGGAAGCAGCGCCCGGCACCUCCAGAGGACUCGUAACUGCCGCCGCGAUGCCGAAGGGUCCCAAGCAGCAGCCGCCCGAGCCCGAGUGGAUCGGGGACAGCGAGGGCACGGGCGCCGCGGACAAAGUGGUGAAGAAAGGCAAAAAGGACAAGAAGACCAAAAAGACGUUCUUUGAGGAGCUGGCAGGAGAAGAUAAACAAGCUGGGGAAGAGAAGAAACUACAGAAGGAGCAGCAGCAGCAGCAGCAGCAGCAGCAGCAACAGCAGCAGAAAAAGCGAGACGCCCGCAAAGGCCGUCGGAAGAAGGAUGUGGACGAUGACGAUGAGGAGGAGAAGGAGCUCAGGGAGCGUCUUAAGCAGCUGUCCGUGCCCGUCAGUGAUGAGGAAGACGAGGUGCCUGCCCCAGUGCCCCGAGGAGGGAAGAGGGCCAAGGGUAGGAAUGUUUUUGAAGCCUUGACUCAGGAUAUGAGUGAGGAGGAAGAGGAAGAAGAGAAACACGCUUCCAAGCCCGCCAAGCCAGAGAAGAAUCGCAUAAACAAGGCUGUAUCUGAGGAGCUGCCUGGGCUCACGAGCAAAAAGGGAAAGGAGGAGAAGUCAAAAGGGAAGGCUAAGCCUCAAAAUAAAUGUGCUGCUCUGGACACUGAAGGGGAAGAUGAUGAAGGAAGGACCAGAGGGGAGGAGCCUCCCAAGCAAGGGACGGACAGAGGGAAAGCCGAGAAGACGGAGCAGGUGGGGGGGGGGGGUGGCUCAGGGGAGGAGACAGAAGAGAAAGAGGAUGGGGUGAAGGCAAGUGACCCGUAUGCUCACCUCAGCAAAAAGGAAAAGAAGAAGCUAAAGAAACAGAUGGACUAUGAGCGCCAGGUGGAGUCCUUAAAAGCUGCUAGUGCUGCAGAAAGUGACUUCUCCGUGUCCCAGGCAGAGGUGUCCUCCCGCCAGGCAAUGCUAGAGAACGCGUCUGACAUCAAGUUGGAGAAGUUCAGCAUCUCGGCCCACGGCAAGGAGCUGUUUGUCAAUGCUGACCUGUACAUUGUAGCAGGCCGCCGCUAUGGGCUGGUGGGACCCAAUGGCAAAGGCAAGACCACCCUCCUGAAGCACAUCGCCAACCGCGCCCUGAGCAUCCCCCCGAACAUCGAUGUGCUGCUGUGUGAGCAGGAGGUUGUGGCUGAUGAAACACCAGCCGUGCAAGCUGUUCUUCGCGCAGACACCAAGCGACUGCAGUUGCUAGAGGAGGAGAGGCGGCUUCAGGGGCGGCUGGAGAAGGGGGACGACGCUGCUGCCGAGAAGCUGGAGAAGGUGUAUGAGGAACUGCGGGCUACUGGGGCAGCGGCUGCAGAGGCCAAGGCGAGGCGGAUCCUGGCUGGCUUGGGCUUCGACCCUGAGAUGCAGAACCGGCCCACACAGAAGUUCUCCGGGGGGUGGCGGAUGCGCGUGUCCCUGGCCAGGGCGCUGUUCAUGGAGCCCACGCUGCUGAUGCUGGAUGAACCUACGAACCACCUGGACCUCAACGCCGUCAUCUGGCUCAACAACUACCUUCAAGGCUGGAGGAAGACACUGCUGAUCGUCUCCCAUGACCAGGGCUUUCUGGACGAUGUCUGCACCGAUAUCAUUCACCUGGACGCCCAGCGGCUCCACUACUACAGGGGCAAUUACAUGGCCUUCAAGAAGAUGUACCAGCAGAAGCAGAAGGAGCUGCUGAAGCAGUACGAGAAGCAGGAGAAGAGGCUGAAGGAGCUCAAGGCUGGGGGCAAGUCCACCAAGCAGGCGGAAAAACAAACGAAGGAAGUGUUGACUCGAAAGCAGCAGAAGUGCCGGCGGAAAAACCAGGAUGAAGAGUCCCAGGAGCCCCCGGAGCUGCUGAAGAGACCCAAGGAAUACACCGUCCGCUUCACCUUCCCGGACCCGCCGCCUCUCAGCCCGCCUGUGCUAGGGCUGCACGGUGUGACGUUCGGCUAUGAGGGGCAGAAGCCACUCUUUAAGAACCUGGAUUUUGGCAUCGACAUGGACUCACGCAUCUGUAUUGUGGGCCCCAAUGGUGUGGGGAAGAGCACACUGCUGCUGCUGCUGACUGGCAAGCUGACCCCGACCAACGGGGAAAUGAGAAAGAACCAUCGGCUGAAAAUUGGCUUCUUUAACCAGCAGUACGCAGAGCAGCUGCACAUGGAGGAGACGCCAACUGAGUACCUGCAGCGGAGCUUCAACCUGCCCUACCAGGACGCCCGGAAGUGCUUGGGCCGCUUUGGCCUGGAGAGCCACGCCCACACCAUCCAGAUCUGCAAACUGUCUGGAGGGCAGAAAGCCCGAGUUGUGUUUGCAGAGCUGGCCUGUCGGGAGCCUGAUGUCCUCAUCCUGGAUGAACCGACCAAUAACUUGGACAUAGAGUCUAUUGAUGCCCUGGGGGAGGCCGUCAAUGAGUACAAGGGGGCUGUGAUCGUUGUCAGCCAUGAUGCCCGGCUCAUCACAGAAACCAACUGCCAGUUGUGGGUGGUGGAGGAGCAGAGUGUCAGUCAAAUUGAUGGAGACUUCGACGACUACAAGCGAGAGGUGUUAGAGGCCCUGGGUGAAGUCAUGGUCAACCGCCCUCGGGACUGAGCGGCCCUCCUGGGAGGCUUCUCAGACAAGAUGCUGCGG
Acomys russatus (golden spiny mouse) is the source of this 2647-nucleotide messenger RNA. It is a transcript of the gene Abcf1, whose product is annotated as ATP binding cassette subfamily F member 1. Lineage: Eukaryota; Metazoa; Chordata; Mammalia; Rodentia; Muridae. The transcript has 25 exons. The coding region runs from base 68 to 2608 and encodes 846 amino acids. Gene Ontology annotation, molecular function: ATP hydrolysis activity; ATP binding. The record is from RefSeq and is a predicted model, not a curated record.